Molecule: messenger RNA, 3151 nt
Organism: Anarrhichthys ocellatus (wolf-eel)
Lineage: Eukaryota; Metazoa; Chordata; Actinopteri; Perciformes; Anarhichadidae
Product: protein C12orf4 homolog
Exons: 11
Coding region: 217-1581 (454 amino acids)
Biological process (GO): regulation of mast cell degranulation
Cellular component (GO): cytoplasm
Source: RefSeq, a predicted model, not a curated record
UUAGUUGGGCAUGGAACUGCCUUUUUUUUAUGGAGGUGAGCAAAACAUUCAUUCAAAAUGUGUUGACAUUUCAUCCUCUUCCUCUUUUGUCUUCCUGUGUUCACAGAAAAUGUAAUUUUUAACACUUUCUACUGAAUAUCAGCCUCUCACUGGCCACUCUUAAUUCUCCUCUUGUGCAGCAGAUCAUUACCCACAAUGACAGAUUUGUUUUUUUGAAUGCUCAUUUUCUUUCUCCUCUCACGGUUUCAGACUACGCUGGAGCAUGCUCGGCCCGAAGAGCCCAGCUGGGACGAGGACUUUGCCGAUGUUUACCAUGAGCUGAUCCACUCGCCGGCCUCCGAUACCCUUCUCAACCUGGAGCACAACUACUUUGUGAGCAUCUCCGAGCUCAUCAGUGAGAGAGACAUGGAGCUUAAGAAGCUACAGGAGAGGCAAGCCGCUGAAAUGGACAAAGUGAUGCAUGAGCUGGGAAAUACUUUGAAUGACCAUGAUGUAAAUGCAGUUGCCUCUCAACACUUUGAUGCACAGCAGGUGUUGGAGACCAAGUGGGCCAGUGAGCUGAAGCAAGUUACUGGCAUUCAAAAGCACGAGUAUCAGCAGUGGGUCAUCAGUCUGCACCAGGACCUGCAGAAAUCCAACAACAGCAGCCAAAUUAACGAGGAGAUCAAGGUGCAGCCCAGCCAGCUGUCGGAGCUGGACGAUUCUGGAGCCAGGAUGUUUGAGGAGCAGCCUCAGCUGGAGGAGAGUUUUACGAUACAUUUAGGAGCACAACUGAAGACAAUGCACAACCUGCGGCUGGUCCGGGCAGAUGUGCUGGACUUCUGUAAGCACCGGCGGCACAGCAGUGGUGGAGCGAAGCUGAGGCGGCUGCAGACGGCCCUCUCGCUCUACUCCUCCUCGCUCUGCGGUCUGGUGUUGUUGGUCGACAACAGGGUCAACUCCUACAGUGGCAUCAAGAGAGACUUUGCAACUGUCGACAAGGAGUGUACGGACUUCCACUUUCCCUGUCUGGAGGCGCAGCUGGACGAGGUGCAGCAGGUGUUGCUCUACGCCAGAGCCCAGCGGACCAGCAAGCAGAAAGAGCAGCCGGAGAUUCCAAGGAACGGAGGUGACGAUAAGAGCAAAAAUGUUGAAAGAAAUCCAUCCAACAUCUUACCAGGUGAGUUCUACAUCUCGCGGCACUCCAACCUGUCGGAGGUCCAUGUGGUCUUCCACCUGUGUGUGGACGACAACGUGCGUUCAGGGAACAUCACGGCCCGGGACCCGGCCAUUAUGGGCUUGAGAAACAUCCUGAAGGUCUGCUGCACGCACGACGUCACCACCAUCACGGUCCCGCUGCUGCUGGUCCACGACAUGUCGGAGGAGAUGACCAUACCGUGGUGUCUAAAGAGAGCAGAGCUGGUAUUUAAAUGUGUCAAAGGCUUCAUGAUGGAGAUGGCCUCGUGGGAUGGAGGAAUAUCACGCACAGUCCAGUUUCUAGUGCCAAAGAGUAUCUCAGAGGAGAUGUUCUACCAGUUGAGCAACAUGCUGCCUCAGAUCUUCCGCGUCUCCUCCACCCUAACUCUCACCUCAAAGCACUGAUGGAGAGGGAUGCACCACGUUGCCCCCUCGAGGCAUUCCGACUAACACAGACUGAUUUAUUUUAACAAUUAUACAGACAUGUUAUAUUCUUCUUCCUUUUUUUUGUCAGGAACUGUUGACAAAAUUAGUAGCACAUUGGCCCCAUUCAUUGAAAUGGGGUCAACAUAACACGGUGGCACUUACAGAAGAUGUGCAAAAGAACAAGAUUUUAAAUGUGACAUGAGACGUUUGUGUGCAUUUGGUUAUUUUUGCACCUUCCAAAGCUACACACGCUGUAAAUACUUCUUACUGGAUUCUGUGGCUCAUCACCAAAGCAGCUGCUGCAGUUAUCAUUUCAGGCCCCCGGGGUGCAGUUCUGGUGACAGAGUUUUACGACAUCAUGACAUCAGCUGCAAGUAUACCAGUUUUCCUUCAAAGCUGUGAUCUGUAGCUUUCCACACGUUCGAGCUGCUGCAUGAUGGAUUAACAGUGUGUCGGUGAAGUUGUUUUAACUCGCUGGUACGGCGGGAAAAUGCCAUCGACGGAGCAGGAAAAAGAAAGCGUUUACUAAAGUGAUGAAGCUGGAUAAUAGGGGCAAUUGGACAGGUGUGACCUAACUGUAUUAGCAACCACGCUAUAUGUGACUUUUGUAGUGUUACCAUACAGAUGGAUGUAAUGACUGUUGAUUAUAAAGAAGUCCCAGAUCGCCUCUUUAAAUCCAUUUUUUUAAAGCUUUGAUAGACAAUAUGAGGUCCCUGUCACCGUCACAUUCCAUCUGUUGAAUGUUCAGGAAGAAGUCCUGAUAUAUGAUCACACAGUUUAGCCAUCAUAUGAGAUUUCACAGUCUACCAAUGGGUAUGGGGCUGGUAUUUGGGAGCUGAUUCUCCAGAGACAAGUGACAAGAACUUUGCUCUUCUAGUCCCAAAGACGAAUGUCGUUGCUGCUGAGUUGAGCAACGUGCAGGUGUCUUUUUUAUGCUGCAUUGCAGUGAGUUGUAGUGAGAAUCCGUCACACACACACACACACUGUUUGUGUGUGUGUGUGUGUGUGUGUGUGGGGGUGGGGGGGGGGGGGGGGUCCUCCCUUCUACCUCUGUAACAGCAGAUGGCACUGUUCCUAAAGACAAAGAUGUGACCAGGGUGACCACACAGGCACUUACACACUUAGUAACAGAGAUAAAGUUUAAAAGAGCCCGGUGACUUCCAUGUCGGUCCUGAUGAGCCAGGAGGGACCUCUCUGAAAAGCUCAGCCUCAGUGGUAGAUGUUUGUGAAUUGUGUUGAACACUUGAACCUAAUAAAAUGUGUAAUCUGUAUAUUCACUGUAUAUGUUUACAUUUUUAUGUUUGAAUAAAAAAAUGAAUCGCUCACUACACUGAUUUGAUUUGAAAUUCUUCAUGAAAGCCGUCAUAAGCUCAUGACAGACUUUCACAUUUUGGCUGGUGAUGUUUCUUUCUCCCCCGCUGCCAACAGUGAUACACUUAGUGGCGUUUGGUUCAGCGUGUUAUUCCGUGUUGAUGGGUUAUCCACAGGCACAUAAUCUCUCUGAUGUUAAUAAUCCAUGUCAUUCAUUGGAAUUACAUUCCUCCUACAU